AUGACUUUCUACCACACCGCUGAGGACAUUCGCAUCGAGGACAACCAUGUGUUGAAGGCUCGUCUCCAGACCGCCGAAGGCGAGUGGAAUGACGCCGAGAUCGACCUCAACACCUGCAUCGGCAACGACAACGGCAACUUCCACUGGGAUGGCGAGGGCUUUGCCAACUCUGCCGAGAACAUCGAGUUCGCACUUGAGGGAGAUGGCGACGUGCCCGUCCUCCGUGCCACCCUCUUCGACGCUGAUGGCAACCCCGAGACUCGCGACAUCAACUUGGGCGAGCGCAUCGUCAACAACGACGGCAACUUCCACUACGUUCUUGUGUCACUAGACAACGAGCCGAACGCACAAAAUAUCUGCUACUCAGCAUUUACUCGUACUCGCAUCGCUAAGUUCGUCGACAUCGUUCGCAGCGACGCCAGUCCAAUCUUGGACCUCAUCCCCUCAUACAACACCCUCGAGUUUGACUACAACGCGACCGAAAACACCGUCGCACUGCGUAUGGGCGAAUAUGGCGACAGCGAAAUCCUAGCCCAUCCCAACGGCCCCGUAUCCAAGCGCGUAGUCCGCGACUCUGAGAUCCGCAAAGCAGGUACCGUCUUGGAAGUCAACAGGCCGAUGAGUGGUCAGUUCAAAGCCGUCGCGCCGUUUGGCUGGAGCGAGACUAUGCUGCAAGGUGUUACCACGCCGAUGAGCGCGCCGGCACAUGCGCUUGUGCUGAUGUACAUGCAUAUCUGGGUUCUUAAGACAAACAAGGGAGAUGUUGAGUUGCCUAUACCGAGGUAUCAGAGUUUGUAUGAUGCACUAGUUUUGAUUCGAAACGCGCUGGAUACGGAGUUGGUAUUGCCGGUUGGGCAGCGCAAGGUUCCCGCGGAGGUGUUGGCCGCCUAUCAGAAUGAUGCUGUGGAUGGGCAGCCAGUCGAGAAAGAAGAUGUUGAAGAUAAAUAA
Alternaria triticimaculans is the source of this 948-nucleotide messenger RNA. RefSeq lists its product as uncharacterized. The coding region runs from base 1 to 948 and encodes 315 amino acids. The record is from RefSeq and is a predicted model, not a curated record. Lineage: Eukaryota; Fungi; Ascomycota; Dothideomycetes; Pleosporales; Pleosporaceae. The transcript is spliced from 4 exons.